Messenger RNA from Cylas formicarius (sweet potato weevil), 850 nucleotides. Its product is annotated as protein takeout-like. The record is from RefSeq and is a predicted model, not a curated record. The transcript is spliced from 5 exons. NCBI's taxonomy places the organism in Eukaryota, Metazoa, Arthropoda, Insecta, Coleoptera, Brentidae. The coding region runs from base 82 to 810 and encodes 242 amino acids.
CGGGUAUAUAAAUGGGUCGAGAAGGGAGGAAGAUAACGAAGUUUGUUAGUUUUCAUCCUCAGCGACUAUACACUUCUCAGCAUGUGGCUAAUACCGUACCUAAUCGCCGCCCUUCUUGGAUAUAUCGAUUGCAAAAUACCUUCCUACCUGAACCCUUGCUCGAUCAGCUCUAAAGGCUUGACAUCCUGCUUUCUUGAGCAGGGCAAUAUUGUUAUCAGUCACAUAGUGAACGGCGAUAAGACUCUAGGAAUCCCCAACCUGAAUCCGUUGAUGAUUCCAAAACUUGAGCUGGAAAAUCUCCACGGACUAUCGCUAACUUUUCACGACGCAUACCUGUACGGUUUGUCCGAGGCGAGACUUACAGACGCCAAGGUCGAUUUCGACGCCAAAAAAGUAGAAAUUCAGGUGGACAUAAAACAAGCCUCGUUAAUAUCGCCUUACGAAGUGAACGGCAAAAUUUUAAUCCUUUCGAUCGAAGGAAAAGGCAAUUCAAAUUCCACCGUGGACAACGUUCGAUUCAAGUAUACGUACGAAUACGAGCUAGAAAACAGAAAUGGUGCGCAGCAUAUUAUAAUGAAACCCAAUGACAAGUUUCAGUUGACCAUAGAUCGCGCGUAUUUUAACUACGAAGGUCUAUUCGGGGGAAAUAAAGAAAUGGGCGACAAUAUUAACAAAUUCCUCAACGAAAACUGGCAGGAAGUAUUCAAGGAAAUGGGUGGCGGCAUUGAAUCUGCAUUUACUCUUAUAGCAAGGACGGUAGCUCAGGGACUGUUCAAGCAUGUGUCGUUUGAUGAACUUUUUUUGCCAUAAUGGGAAUAACAAUAAAAACUCGUUAUUUACUCUUAUUUAU